AUGGAUUCCCAUGAACAGAAGCUCUCGAAACCAUUCCGUUUUCUCGACCUCGCCCCCGAAUUACGGCACAAGAUCUACACAAUAUUGACAAGCUCCCCGCAACCUCACAUCGAUCUCUCCUCGACUUACAUGUCACCACACACACACUUUCCACAUGCCCUCCUCCUAACCUGCACACAAAUAUACCACGAACUCCGACCCCUCUACUUCACAAAUAACGCCUUCUCCUUAACCAUCUUACGCCGCAACGAAACCUGGUCCCACCUCCUCACACCACCGUUCCUCGACAACCGACGCCAAAUCCGCUCCUUACGCCUUCUGAUUGUGCGCUGGGGAACGAAAGAUUUCUUCUGUCGUUCUUUAAUUCCGGCUCUUGAAGACUGUAUCCUCAAUGGACGGCUGAGAGAGUUGGAAGUCGUGGUCCGGGAUCAGAGUGUCGGCGGCCAUUAUCUGGGAACCCAGAGAAAUGACAUCAGAAAGGAGUACGAGAGUUGGAGGAAGCUGAAAAGGGUCUUGAGGGAUCCGUAUUUGGAAAAGGCGACUUUGAAGGAAGGUCAAUUCGCAGUGGUGAGGAACGGUUGGGAUGCGGGGAGUGGUAAUGAUGUCAGUUAUUUGCUUGAAAAAUCUGGGGAUGAGCAGGAUGAGAAUUUGAUCCAGGUGAUCUGA
Molecule: messenger RNA, 666 nt
Organism: Hyaloscypha bicolor E
Lineage: Eukaryota; Fungi; Ascomycota; Leotiomycetes; Helotiales; Hyaloscyphaceae
Exons: 1
Coding region: 1-666 (221 amino acids)
Source: RefSeq, a predicted model, not a curated record